This is a messenger RNA of Monoraphidium neglectum, 1500 nucleotides long. RefSeq lists its product as uncharacterized. The record is from RefSeq and is a predicted model, not a curated record. The transcript has 6 exons. The coding region runs from base 1 to 1500 and encodes 499 amino acids. NCBI's taxonomy places the organism in Eukaryota, Viridiplantae, Chlorophyta, Chlorophyceae, Sphaeropleales, Selenastraceae.
AUGAGCAUGACGACCUGCGCCGGCGCAUCUGAUUGCGUUGCGACUGGAGCUUCAGCCGCCGGUCACUUGAACGCGACUCUGAUCGACCUUGCCCUAGAUGUCCUGAACGAGCCAGACCCCUGGAGGAAGGCCGCCCUUACGGCAAACGCCGCGGCGCUGUGGCGCUCUGGCGCCGUGGAGCGCGUCGCGCCUCUCACUGGCUCCAGCCUGGCGGCGGCCGCUGCGUGCGUGCCCGCGCGGCCCGCGCGGGCCGAGGGCAUUGUGCAGAUCAUAACAGACCGGACGAAGGCCCCGCGGCUGAGCAACAGGCAGGCCCUGCUGCACAACCUGGUGCACAUUGAAAACUGGGCGGUGGAUCUUGCUUGGGACGUAGUGGCGCGCUGGGGCACGGACCCCACUUUGGUGGGGGCCCUGCCGCGGCAGUUUUACGACGACUUUGUGGCGGUGGCAGAGGACGAGGCGCGCCACUUCACGCUGCUGGAGGCGCGACUACGCGGCACGGGCUCGCGCUACGGUGCAUUCCCUGCGCACGACGGGCUCUGGGACGCCGCCGCAGCGACGGCGCACUCGCUGCCCGCGCGCCUGGCUGUCGAGCACUGCUGCCAUGAGGCGCGCGGCCUGGACGUGCUGCCCUCCACGAUCGCUAAAUUCAGGGGCGGCGGGGACGGCGAGACGGCAGCAUUGCUUGAAGAGGUGGUGUACCCCGAGGAGGUCGGCCACUGCGCAGCCGGCGUGCGGUGGCUGAAGCACCUGCAUGCGGAGGCGCGGCGGCUGCACGGACGCCAGCGCACCGCACAUGCUAGCUGCGGCGGGCCCGACGGGUCGGCAGAUGGGGCGGCUGAGGCGGCGGCUGGGGCUGGGGCGGGGGCAGCGGUGGCGGCGGCAACGGCGCCGGCGCCCCAGGUGGAGGCUGAGGGGGAUGCGAGGGCGCGGCUGCAGCGGAUGGUUCUGCGGCAGAUGAAGGGGCAGCAUCAGCAACCUGUGGCGCAGGCAGACGGCACCAAGCCUCCGCCCUUGCCCUUGCAGGCACAGCAGAUGCAGCAAGGGCAGCAGCAGCAGCUGGAGCAGGAGCAGGUGCAGCAGCAGCAGGUGGAGCAGCAGGUGGAGCAGCAGCAGCACCAGCAGCAGCAGCACCAGCAGCAGGAGCAGGUGGAGCAGCAGCAGGUGCAGCAGCAGCAGCAGCACCAGCAGCAGCUGCAGCAGCAGCAGCAGCAGCAGCAGCAGCAGCAGCAGCAGGUGCGGCAGGAGGGGGUGGAGCCGAGCUCAAUGCCUGCCUGGGCGCGCGAGGCGCUUUCGUUCGAAUCCCCAGAGGCGUGGUUCCACUGCCUGGUGCUGCAGCAUUACGGCAACCUCAAGGGCCCGUUCAACGCCGAGGCGCGCGCCCGCGCGGGGUUCACGCCCGAGUGGUACGAGCCGCUCGUGGCGGCGGCAGCGAAGAAGGGCGGCGCAGGGGCGGCGGCGGCGGGCGGCGGGGCGGCCGCGGCUGGUGCGGCGGGGUGA